CCCUCCCGGGCUCAGGGCUGAUCCGCUGGCUCCAGCUGGAACGCUUCGUCGCUCGUUUCCCUCUGAGGGUUUUUUUCGGUAGCGGUAUACCGAGGAGAGGCUCCGUCCCUCAGGCACCCUGCCUCACCCUGCGGGGGAAGGGAGCUGGGUGGGGGCAAGCCAGGAAGGGAGGAUCUCAGUGGCUCUCCUAAAAUCUAUCAGCAGGCUGCGAGGAGGGAAGAGUUUGGCACUUCGCAGCCGAGGCUGGGCUUGUUUUCCCUAGCGGUGAUGCCGCUGGACUGAGAGCGGCGCGGCCGUGCAAGUUAGGGGGACGGAGCCCCCCCUUCCACCGCCCCCCAGACCCGGUCCAGCGCCUUCAGCCCCGGCGGCUCGUCCCUGCCGCCCCACUGCAUGAGCGCUGCUCCGAGGACAGGGCGGUUCGGCGCCUGCUAGGGCUGCUCUCCGCCGCCCCCCAGACUUCCCCACCACCGACGAGGAGCGGAGCGCACCCCGCACCCAGAGAGUUGACUCGGCAGGCUCCGUGCUAUGGCGAGGCUGCGGAGGAGCAAACUAGCUGCUGGAUUUCUAUUACUUUUCCAGUGCCUGAGCGAGCGCUGCCAGCUCUCCGGCGGGGAGACGCCGAGGCAGAGCCGCGGUGCGUUUUAUGAAAUUGUUCAGAGCUUCCCUCGAAUGGAGGAAAAUGUGCGAGUGGAUUCAUAUGUAAGCAGCAACAGGUGGAGAAGGCACUCAGAGUCUCUCAAAUCAAUUGACACCAACAGAGCCAGCAUGGGGCAAGAUUCCUCUGAGCCAGGGGGUUUCACAGACCUGCUGCUUGAAGAAGGACAUGACAACACCACCCAGAUUGAGGAAGAUACAGAUCAUAAUUAUUAUACUUCAAGGACGUAUGGCCCAUAUGAUUCUACCAGUCGGGAUUUGUGGGUCAAUAUAGACCAGAUGGAGAAGGACAAAGUAAAGAUUCAUGGGAUCCUUUCCAAUACGCAUCGUCAAGCUGCAAGAGUGAAUCUGUCCUUUGAUUUUCCAUUUUACGGUCAUUUUCUACGUGAAAUUACUGUGGCAACUGGGGGUUUCAUAUAUACUGGAGAAGUUGUACAUCGAAUGCUAACAGCUACCCAAUAUAUUGCACCCUUAAUGGCAAAUUUUGACCCCAGUGUAUCAAGAAAUUCAACAGUCAGAUACUUUGAUAAUGGCACAGCACUAGUUGUCCAGUGGGACCAUGUACAUCUGCAGGAUAAUUACAACCUGGGCAGUUUCACUUUUCAGGCCACCCUUCUCAAUGAUGGGCGUAUCAUUUUCGGCUACAAAGAAAUUCCUGUCGCUGUAACACAGAUAAGUUCAACCAACCACCCAGUGAAAGUGGGACUUUCAGAUGCGUUUGUGGUUGUGCACAGGAUCCAGCAAAUUCCCAAUGUCCGAAGAAGAACAAUUUAUGAAUACCACAGGGUGGAGCUACAGAUGUCAAAGAUUACCAAUCUCUCAGCUGUUGAAAUGAUACCUCUUCCAACUUGUCUCCAGUUUACCAGCUGUGGUCCCUGUGUCACUGCCCAGAUUGGUUUCAAUUGCAGCUGGUGCAGUAAACUCCAAAGAUGCUCCAGUGGAUUUGACCGUCACCGGCAAGAUUGGGUAGACAGUGGCUGCCCUGAAGAGGCAAAAGAUAAGAUCUGUGAGAAGAAUAUAGACACAACUGAAACACCUCCAUACUCCACCACCACCCUUCUGCCAACCACCACAAGGUUCAGAGUUUUAACAACCACCAGAGGAUCCACCACUUCCCACCUUCCAACUAGUCUGCCCACAGAAGAUGACACCAAGAUUGCACUGCACCUAAAAGAUAAUGGAGCUUCGACAGAUGACAGUGCGGCAGAGAAGAAAGGUGGAACGCUUCAUGCUGGCUUAAUUGUUGGCAUUCUAGUCCUGGUCCUUAUUGUGGCUGCAGCCAUCCUCGUGACGGUCUAUAUGUAUCAUCAUCCAACAUCAGCAGCCAGUCUCUUCUUCAUAGAGCGACGUCCAAGCAGAUGGCCAGCAAUGAAAUUCAGAAGAGGAUCUGGACAUCCUGCCUAUGCUGAAGUGGAACCAGUCGGAGAAAAAGAAGGGUUCAUCGUAUCAGAGCAGUGCUAAAAUUUCUGGGACAGAACACCAGUACUGGCCUACAGGUGUAAGACAUUUACUUUGCCUCUCUUUAAAGAAAAGGAGCCCUAAGCUGCUGUAGCCUGAUAGAAAGAAGAUUUUGGAUAAGCUUUGUCCAAGAAGAAAAACUAUCUAAGAUACCAGAUUACUACUGCACAGUAGUUUUUGUUAGUGGACUGAGACACAAUGGUUCAUGCAGAACACUUGUCAGUGGACACCUACAGUAUCAGAACUAUGGCACAAGUGCCAUAUUAUUUGCUUUAGGUGUGGGGAUGCACAGUAAUCAGAAGUAUAAUAAAGCUUUGGUGCACAAGAGUGUUGCCCUUUGGUUUAAGUGUUCUCUGUUAUCUCAAAGACUGAGGGACAAAUCUGUACUGUUUCAGUGCAAAGGGCACUGAAUAGUGUUCACAGGUGAUUGAGAAUAGUAUCUCAGUGCAGGUAAAGAAGAAAAAAGGAACUUACCAAUAUUUCUCUAAGCAGAUGUGAAAUACACACACUUUUCAAUUCUAAAUUAACCUACCCACCUAACUGAGCGAGUCACAAUGUAAAUGCUUUCCAGGAGUAGUAGGUUUCUUGUACAUUGCUGACAACAGAGAAUUUUCACGGUGGUGAAAUUAUUUCCUGGGAGUUCACAGUGAAGUUGGGCUGAUUUUCAGUUUCAGUGUUCACUAAAAAAUGAAUUAUCAGAUUUGUUUUAAGGAAUAUCUUUCAUUUCUCAGCAGGAGACUGAAGUAAAGGCAACAGAUCCUUUUAGCUGCCAGAGAGCUUAUGGACCAUUUCUUAGGCAAUGUGAUAUGAAAAAAUAAGAUUUAAAAUAAAUGGGUUUCUAUCCUUUGCCAUUUCAUUGUGAGUCAUUACUGAGAAACACCACAGACUUCAAUGCACCCCUUGCAGAGAUUCAGAUACAAGUGUUAUUGAACCCUGAUUCAUACAGUGGUUUUGUUUAAUGCACAUAGUAGUUGCAUAAAUAUAUAUAUAAAUAUAUUUUUUUUUAUAGCUAACACAAGGCGGGUUCUUGUGACUGUUAAGACUGCAUUUUUGUCAUCCAGACAAAGGAAAUGGAUUGCAUUACUGCAUAUUUCCACUGAGUUGUAAAAUAAUCCUUAAUAUUAGAAUAUUUUUAUGUUGUGUAGGGAAGGUGGUUCAUGUAGUUGCAGUGCCAUAAACUUUCUGCCUAUUGGAACCAUUCUUUCUUUAAUAUCGACCCUUUCCCUCCCUGUAUAGGGAAAGACAAGACUAUAAAUUCACACCAUCAAAAACAGUUACUCCUUUCAUGGAAGGGGUUAACAUACACCAAGACCCAGAGCUUCCAUGCGGAGUGGCAACCUAAAUACUUUGAUGAUCUGGGCCUGGGCUACUAAAAUAUAAAAUUCAGGUAUUGUAUGUAUAUUUCAUGGCAGUCAUUGACUACCAAAUUUUUUACAUACUGUGCAAGGCACUUGAAUGAUUUUAAAGUGAGGUAUGCAACAUUUGUGGGUUUUGUUCUCGAGCAGUUUAAAAAAGUUGUAGUUAUCACCUUAACAGUACAUUAUUUACAUUUCUUGUUGAUGCUUGUAUGGCCUAAAUUUGAUUACUUAAUGAUGUUUAAAAACAAACAAACAAAAAGAGUCACAAUUUUUACUUGUUUUUUUGUUCAGUAAAUACUACAAUACUAUAUUUUCUGUAUUCUUUUAUUUUGGGUAACACACUUCUAUUUUCAUCUGGUUUAAAUCAUCUAGCAUGAGAUUGAAACUGUUCAAAACCUAACUGGUAUUAAUCUGAAGGUACUAACAAACACAUUGUCUUGAAGCCUGGUGUAAAGCCAGUGGCAAGUAUUCAUUUCAAUUUGUGUGGGUCUGCUGAGCCCUGUUUCUAAUAAGAUGGGGUUAAAUUGCAAGCUGUUAAUUCUGAUAGCAAUAACCAAAUGUAUGCACAUAUAUAUGGUGACACAUUUUUUAUUAAAUAAAAAGGUAUCAGUGCACAUCAUUUA
Pseudopipra pipra is the source of this 4093-nucleotide messenger RNA. It is a transcript of the gene PLXDC2, whose product is annotated as plexin domain containing 2. The record is from RefSeq and is a predicted model, not a curated record. Bases 526 to 2115 code for a protein of 529 amino acids. The transcript has 14 exons. NCBI's taxonomy places the organism in Eukaryota, Metazoa, Chordata, Aves, Passeriformes, Pipridae.